This is a messenger RNA of Lactuca saligna, 1290 nucleotides long. The record is from the annotation of a GenBank genome assembly. NCBI's taxonomy places the organism in Eukaryota, Viridiplantae, Streptophyta, Magnoliopsida, Asterales, Asteraceae.
AUGAGGAGUCCACCGAUUCCUCCCUCAUCGAAAUUGGACCUGGAAGUUGAAAAUCUUGGAGAUUCAUCCGUACCCCAUCAGGAGAAUCUCAAUCAAUUGAUAUGCAAACUGUUGAAGGAUCCAAAAACUGAAGAAAUAGGGUUCGAGAGUUACCAGAAGGCCAAAAGAACACCCGAUUUUACACCCACGAGAUCGACAUUGCAUAAUCUAAUCAGGUUAAUCAGUAGUUGUAUUCGAGCCAAGAGAUUUAAACUUGCUAAUCAUUUGCUUCAUAUUCUGAAAUUUGAAAAAGAAGUUGCCAUUUUAAGUUUUAAUGCUGCCAUGCGAAGCUAUAACAAGCUUCAUAUGUAUAGUAGUGCAGUCAACGUGUACGAUAUUAUGAAAUCUUUUGAAUUCGAAUCAAGCAAUCUCGAAUGGACACCUUUUUGCUCACAAAUCUACAGGAUUUUAAUCGAAUCUUUAGCAAAAUCAGGAAAACCAUUUCAAGCCCUAGAUUACUUUCGUGACAUGAUCAAGAAAGGGUUCCCAGAAGACCCUUCUUUUUACUCAACAUUAAUCAGUUCAUUUGUAGCCAUUCAAGAAGUGAAAAUGGUAGAAGACCUUACGAAAGAAGCCGAAGCGAAGAACAUGUUAAGAGACCCAGCAGUCUUUUUAAAGCUCGUUUUGAUGUACAUCGAACUCGGGUCACUCGAAAAGACACUCGACGUUGUUUCUUCAAUGAAAAAAGCAAACAUUAAAGUUUCAGAUUGUAUCUUUUGUGCUAUCGUAAACGGGUUCUCAAAGAAAAGAGGGUUGACUUCAGCGGUAAAGGUCUACGAAGAGUUGACCGCAGAAGGUUGCCACGCUGGACAAGUGACGUAUGCUUCUAUCCUAAACGUUUACUGUCGUAUCGGGCUUUAUGAAAAAGCCGAAGAGGUGUUUUGGGAAAUGGACAACAAAGGGUUCGAUAAAUGUGUUGUGGCGUAUUCUAGCAUGAUUGCGAUGUAUGGGAAACAAAACAGGAUUCGAGACGCCAUGCGGCUGUUAGCUCGCAUGAAAGCACGUGGGGUGGAACUCAACGUGUGGAUUUACAAUUCUCUCCUUGACAUGCAUGGGAAAGUGUUGAACUUGAGGCAAGUUGAGAAGAUAUGGAAGGAGAUGAAAAGAAGGAGACUUGUGGCUGAUAAGGAUAUGAAAGCUGAAGGAACAAGUUUGGAUUCAAGGCUUUAUAGAUCUUCUUUGCAUGCUCUUAGGGAUGCUGGUGUGCGUAUUCAAGUUAAGUGGUUGGAAGAGAGCUUUGAUCCAAACUAA